Molecule: messenger RNA, 1929 nt
Organism: Plodia interpunctella (Indianmeal moth)
Lineage: Eukaryota; Metazoa; Arthropoda; Insecta; Lepidoptera; Pyralidae
Gene: Alg7
Product: Alg7 dolichyl-phosphate N-acetylglucosaminephosphotransferase
Exons: 5
Coding region: 228-1421 (397 amino acids)
Biological process (GO): protein N-linked glycosylation; dolichol-linked oligosaccharide biosynthetic process
Cellular component (GO): membrane
Molecular function (GO): UDP-N-acetylglucosamine-dolichyl-phosphate N-acetylglucosaminephosphotransferase activity
Source: RefSeq, a predicted model, not a curated record
AGUGUUGUCAAUGUCAGUCAAAAUCAAAUUAUAUUUUGUUAUUGUGAUGUUAGAUUUCGUUUGGAAGCGAAAUCUAGCGAUGUGAUAAAAUAUUUUGUUAUUCAAUACAUAUGUUACCUUAAAAUAUAUUAGCUAAAUCAGUACCAAUCUAAAUAUGAGAUGUAAUUUAUUACAUAAACAAUAGUUUAAAACUUCUGUAUAUUGUUGUGAAUUGUGUAUAGGUUAGAAUGUGGUCACUUAUUGUUUUGUUAGUUUUAUCAUUUGUAGCUUACCUGUUUACUGAUGAAUUAAUACCAAAGUUAAAAGAGUUAUUCAUAAAGGCUGGUCUAUUCGGUGUAGACUUGUGUAAACCUACAAAAAAUAAAAUACCAGAAGCAGUCGGCGUUGUUUCUGGAUGCAUUUUUUUGGUGACAUGUUUCCUUUUCAUACCCAUUGUCUUUGGCAAUGGUCUUAUGGAUACGGCUCAUUUCCCCCAUAAUGAGUUUGCAGAAUUACUAGCAGCAUUGUUAUCAAUAUGUUGUAUGCUUCUCCUCGGUUUUGCGGAUGAUGUGUUGGAUCUGCGAUGGCGGUACAAAUUGCUGCUGCCAACUAUUGCAUCUCUCCCCUUGCUGGUCGUUUAUUAUGUCAAUUUCAAUUCAACAACUUUCAUUGUACCAUGGCCUUUACGACCAUGGCUGGGAUUGUCCAUAAACAUUGGGUUUUUGUACUAUGUGUACAUGGGGAUGCUGGCUGUGUUCUGUACAAACGCUAUUAACAUUUUGGCGGGAAUAAAUGGCUUAGAAGUGGGCCAGUCAGUGGUCAUAUCAUUGUCUAUUGUUAUAUUUAAUGCUAUUGAAUUGAGUGGAGAUCAAUAUAAAGCACAUUUGUUCUCUCUGCACAUUAUGAUACCCUACAUAGCAACUACAUUCGCAUUGCUGAAACACAACUGGUACCCAUCCAGGGUGUUCGUUGGAGACACAUUUUGCUAUGUGUCAGGGAUGACAUUUGCUGUGGUUGGAAUCCUCAGUCAUUUCAGCAAGACAGUCUUACUAUUCUUCAUUCCACAGAUUAUCAAUUUCCUAUAUUCAGUGCCUCAGUUAUUCCAUCUUGUUCCAUGCCCAAGACACCGCUUGCCUAAAUACAGUGCGGAGACUGAUUUACUCCAACCUAGUAAGACUGUAAUAGUAAAAAGAGAUAUGAAUAUUUUAACCAAAGUGAUAGUAGAAGUAGCAUCACUUUUGCGUUUAGUAGAUGUAAGAGAAGAUAAUGAUAGUAUAGUUAUGAAUAAUAUGACUCUUAUCAACCUGUUUCUUGUCAAAUUCGGUCCUAUGUCCGAAGUAAGGUUGACCAAAAGUCUAUUGUUGUUUCAGAUAUUUUGCAGCUGUAUUGCUUUUACUGUAAGAUAUCCAAUGGCAUCAUAUUUUUAUAAUAUUAAUAAUUAAUUGUUAUAUAUGCCAUUGUUAUUAAUUUAUUAUUUUAGAAGGCACAAACAUUUGUUUUAUUUAAAUUAUAAAUAUGAAAUUUUCUGACGGUACAUAUAUUGCACUCACAUUGCAUUCACUGUACUUUUGGAAAAUGCUUUAAGACUGCCUAUUGUAUCUUUACAAUUUUUAUUUUUGUGCAAGUUUAAAAUGAAAAAAAUUACAUAGAAAAUUUGUAUGUAAAAAACUUUUCUAACAGUCUAGAGACUACAUUUUAUACAUAAUUCUCAUAUUUUUGCAUGACUGCUCCAAUAAGGAGAAGUUCAUGUUUGUAUAAAUGUGAGUUUUUAAUUCCAUUUGUAUGAAAAAUUGUUAAACUAAACUAUAUUUUGUUAUAAUACAGAAAAACAGUAGUUUUCACCAUCUCCACUCGAAUAGGUAAUUCUUAUAUUGGCGAUAUCGAUUGACAUAAUAAAUUCAUUUUGUUUUAAUCCACUACUUUACUCGGAAAUAAAGCCUGUUUUUAUUA